AUGCCAGGACCCCUAUACCGCGACCCGUGGGCGAAGAGAGAGGCGUGGAGAAAGUCUCCCAUCUUCUCCAACAGGGCCAUGUUCAAGGGCAUGUUCCCCGGGCUUGGAACGGCCAUUGUCGCCUUCACCGCCUAUGUCAUCUACGACGACUUUUUUGCCGCCAAAUCAUCACACGGCCAUGGCCACUAG
Messenger RNA from Cryptococcus amylolentus CBS 6039, 189 nucleotides. RefSeq lists its product as hypothetical. Lineage: Eukaryota; Fungi; Basidiomycota; Tremellomycetes; Tremellales; Cryptococcaceae. Gene Ontology annotation, cellular component: mitochondrion. Gene Ontology annotation, biological process: electron transport chain; mitochondrial respiratory chain complex I assembly. The record is from RefSeq and is a predicted model, not a curated record. The coding region runs from base 1 to 189 and encodes 62 amino acids. The transcript has 2 exons.